AUGCUGACUGUUGUGGUCGUGCGUGUUGAACCUGUGACGCAGAAGUACGCUCUGCCCGUCGCAACCGCGGAGAACUCGCUGCUGCCCGCCCGAACGCUGCGGGCGGUGACGUGGAUCUUCGUCUGGUGGCAUCGCCCUGGGUGGUGCACCAACACCCGGCAGCGGCGCCACUGCGGCUACCGCUGCUGCGAUGUCUUGUACGUCUGGACGUACGACGCGGAGAAGGAGCACAUCGCGCUUCUCGUCGCCAGGGGUGCUGCCGCGGGUUCAGCACAACAGACGAGGAAAUCGACGGUGCGGGUGGAGGUAGAAAACUCGACACGCGUGGGUGGUACGUUCCGCCCAGAAGGAGGACACACAGCGGCCUCAUCGUGUGUCUGUUUCUCAGGGACUGCUGCAGUCGUAGCCAUCGCGAGCAGCUGGGGGCGCCGAGGCCGUAAAAUGAGACGUUGCCACCUCUUCAAACUGCAGUCUGCGAAGACCCGGGAGCCACCGCGUUACCGCGUUCCUUAACCUUAAGGGGGCCCUGACAACCGAUGUUCCGGUUCAGAUUUGGGGGUGUAUGUUGGUUUUAGACUGCAUUGGAAACCCCCUUUUUGAAAAUAAACAUGAUCACACCGCCUGUGUUCCUGUUCACCCCAAGGAGAGGAAGAAGCACGUGCACACACAUCAGACCGGUCCAAAUGAGCAACGAGCCUACAACGGCUCAACAACCUUUGACUCAUGUCGAACUCGAAGGAGGGUUGAGGUCAAUUGAACCGUCUCAGGGUUGGCUAAAGCACGGUAGAGUCGAAAACCUACUUGGCUGGCAUGUUGGCGCCAUUCAACAGUUCCUAAAAUCGAACCAGCCCGAACAGCGGGGCAGCACGAGGCGCAACACACCUCUGUCUAACGCUGAAGUGGAGUUAGGGAAGGCGGGGAUGCACUUCAAUGAA
Messenger RNA from Ectocarpus sp. CCAP 1310/34, 935 nucleotides. The record is from the annotation of a GenBank genome assembly. Lineage: Eukaryota; Phaeophyceae; Ectocarpales; Ectocarpaceae.